AGUUGAAAAUGGCGAUGAUUAAAAAUUUCCGGAUAUUUCACAAACUAGAACCGCCGUAUAGUGUUAUUAUUGAGAACAAAAAUUACGAAGAAUCACUACUUCUGGAGUCCAAUGCUUUAGCAGUUUUACAUUCAAGUGAAGCUGAGCUGGUAAAGAAACAAUACACAAAAAUACUUGAUGCCUAUGGGUGUCUUGGGGUCCUGAAUUUUGCAAUUGAAGAUAAUGUACUUUUCCUAGUACUGGUCACUGGUUGUUUGUCUGUGGGUAAAAUAUGCGAUUCAGAAAUAUUUCGGAUCACAUCAACCCACUUCCUAUCUCUGAGGAAUGGCCAAAGUGAUGAGGAGAGGAUCUCUGAGGUUAAGAAACUUCUGAAUUCGGGGACUUUCUACUUUGCUUGGUCUGCAGCUGGGACCACAUGGGAUCUCACUUUGUGUGCCCAGAGAAAAAUCCAGGAACAUGACACGGAUAAUAGAUUUUUCUGGAAUAGAAUGCUGCAUGUACAUUUCCAGAGAUUUGCUAUUGACUGUGACAGGUGGUUGUUUAAGAUGAUAUGUGGAGGUGUAGAGAUUAGGACAAUUUAUGCUGCUCAUCGACAAGCCAAGGCUUGCCUUAUAUCACGACUCAGCUGUGAGAGGGCUGGAACCAGAUUUAAUGUUCGGGGGACAAAUGAUGAUGGCCAUGUGGCCAAUUUUGUGGAGACAGAACAGGUUAUUUUCUUAGAUGAAAAAAUAUCAUCGUUUAUUCAGACCAGAGGUUCAGUUCCAUUAUUCUGGGAACAGCCUGGAAUCCAGGUUGGGUCCCAUCGAGUGCGGAUGUCCCGAGGUCAUGAAGCUUCAGCCCCAGCAUUUGACAGACAUCUUAACAUGCUUAAGGACUUGUAUGGGGAUCAGGUGCUGAUAAAUCUGCUGGGACAGAAGGAGGGGGAACACAUGCUCAGUCAGGCAUAUCAGAAACACCACAAAGCUUCCACAUUUCAUCAGAGGAUACCAUUGAUUAACUUUGACUACCAUUCUGAGUGCCGUGGUAGUACUAAGAAUCUGGACAAAUUAAAACACAAAGUUCUGAAGCAACUGGUGGACUUUGGUUAUUUCUACAGUGUGGACAAUCAAGGGGAUAGAUUUCAGUCAGGUACCAUGAGAUCCAACUGUUUAGACUGUUUAGAUAGAACCAAUGCCGUGCAGUCCAUGCUUGGGAUGGAGAUGCUACCUCGUCAGUUGGAGAGUUUAGGACUGGCUGAGAAACAACAGAUGGUAUCCAGGUUCUUAGACAUCUAUCGUCAAAUAUGGAGAGCUAAUGGGGACCAUGUCAGCAGAAUUUAUGCUGGAACUGGAGCUCUUGGAGGGGGCAGAUCAAAGUAUUCUGAUGCCACCCGCUCAGCCUCACGUACCAUUCAGAAUAACUUCCUUGACAACAGUAAACAGGAAGCUAUAGAUAUUCUGUUGCUAGGCAACACAUUAAGGGGAGAGUUAGCAGACAAGGCUCGUGCAUUGCUAACUACAAGAAUUUUACAUGCCCCUCCAGCUAUUCUUGAGGCAAUGGUCAACAGUCAUUCUGAGUAUACAGAGGUAGAAAAUCUGAGGAUUUUCAUUGGAACCUGGAAUGUGAAUGGAGGAAAACACUUUAGGAGUAUUGCACACAAACACGAGUCGAUAUCAGACUGGCUGUUAGAUGCUGCCUCCAUUACUAAAGAAAAGAAUCCAGAAAUGGUGGACAAAUCGGCCGAUUUGGAUCGACCAAUGGAUAUUUUUGCCAUUGGUUUUGAAGAGAUUGUUGAUCUAAAUGCCAGUAACAUCAUGAAAGCCAGUACCACGAAUGCCAGGGAAUGGCAGAAGGAGCUGUUAAAGAUUCUCUCUCGUGACCAUAAAUAUGUGAUAUUGACCAGUGUCCAGUUGGUGGGGGUCAUUCUCUAUGUGUUUAUACGUCCUCACCUGGCUCCAUUUAUCAGGGAUGUUGCUACAGACUCUGCUAAGACAGGAUUAGGAGGUGCCGCUGGUAACAAAGGGGGCGUGGCCAUACGUUUUCUGUAUCAGAGCACAUCAUUGUGUUUUGUUUGUGCUCAUCUGUCUGCAGGACAGUCACAAGUCAAUGAUCGCAACAGCGACUACCACGAAAUUUCACGCAAAAUCUGCUUCCCAAUGAUUACACCAACCCUUCGGAAGGGGAGGACAGUAGGAUCCCAUGACUAUGUAUUCUGGUGUGGGGACUUCAAUUACAGAAUUGACCUUCCUCGAGAGGAGAUCUUGAGUCUGAUCGAGGACAAAAACUGGGGUGCUCUCCAGGCAUGUGACCAACUCAAAGUCCAGAAAGAGGCUGGCAAUGUAUUUAAAGGCUUUAGUGAGGGCCCUACAGACUUUGCCCCGACCUACAAGUACGAUCUUUUCUGUAACGACUAUGAUUCCAGUGAGAAGUGUCGCUGUCCAGCUUGGACAGACAGAAUCCUCAUGAGAAGAAAGCCCCUCAUUCACCAUCAGCCCAAGUUGUUACAGGAUGGACCAGUUUGGAAUCCUGGGAAAAUGAUUUUAUACAACAGGGUAGAACUAAAGACAUCAGAUCAUAGGCCGGUGCUGGCACUGUAUGACAUUGACACAUUGAAAGUGGUUGAAAACAAGAAGGAGCAGAAGUUACAGGAAAUAGUGAGUCAGCAGGGCCCACCAGAUGGCACUGUUAUUGUUUCUGUGGAAACGGAGGAAAUGGAACAAGACUUAGUGGAAGCCAUUGUUCACUUCUUCUCAGAUGUUGGAGAAAUUGUUCUUAUCAGAUUUGUAGAAGCUGAUUUGUGGUUAAUCUUCAAGACAGGACAGUUUGCACUGAAGGCAUUGAACUAUGAUGGCACAGAGAUAAAUGGAACUACAGUAAGAACUCGACUAAAGACACAGAACUGGCAGGCUCAGAUACAAGAAGAGCUUAAGAUCUGUAUAGUUAAAACUACCCCACUCUACAACCAGUUCUCUAACAGCCUGCUCGGAGAGGACUUCAGCACACCGGCCAUGGAGUUUGAGUCAGAAGAAGAGGAUGACGCAGAAGUACAGGAAUCUUUGUUAGACACUCCUUUUGAACAUCUAAGAUCAAGUUCACCAACAGGGUCAGGCCGAUACAGUCCAUAUUCUGAUGAUGGGUUUUUAGAUACUCCUUCUGCCCCCCCUCCAAGGCCCCAACAGGUGAACAGACCCCCAAUUCCUGCCACAGGACCCAACAGAGAGUCACCAGAACCAUAUACAAGUCAACCUAAACAACCAGGACCAGAGCCUGGGUCCAGACCAGGACCUCCACAACGCCCCACAGGACCCCCAGCCAAACCACCGCCCCCACAGAGACCAAAAGCUCCUCCCUUCAAGCCAUUACAAACUGCUGCUAAAUCCAUUGAACCUGAUGUCAAAAAGCCACCUCCAGUUGUUAGAAAACCAAUCAGCUCACACAGUAUAAAGAAAAUCAAGAUAAAACAACAGCAAACAACGACCACACAGAUGCAGCCAAUGAAUAUUGGUCUUCCUACAAAUGUGACUCACCAUGGACAUGCUACCUCUAUAGAAGAUGCACAGUCUCUGAUUGAAAAACUGAUGGAGGGGGGAGGUAACUCAUUACCCCCAGCCCUGCUGCCAAACACAGAUAAUAAAAUGGUUAGAAGCCAGACAAGUGAGUCUGUCACAGCUAACAAACCUACACUAGAAGCACCAAAACCUGUACCAAGACACAGAAGUACAGAGAACAUUUCAUCCAUGACAGAAGCCCCACAGCGGCCCCAGCGACCAAGAGACAGCCCUCCUAGUGUACAGCCCCGUAGUGAUACUCGCCCUGUUCCUGCCCCAAGGAGGGAGGUUCAGAGUAUGGCCAUCCAUGGAGGGGAUCAACUCAAGCCCACCAGGGGGCCUCCUCCCAUUCCACCGACUCGACCUCAGAGCUGGAUGCCCUCAACUGGAACUGUACCAGAUGAUCAGACAUAUGCAGUUGUAAAUAAAACAUCAAAAUCUAUUCCUGAUAGCUCUAGUCAGAACAUACUUGAUGUCCCUUUGUCGCCUGGUAGCAGUGAUACAGCACAAAAAGAUCCAUUUGACACAUCAAGUGUUCCUAGUCAGUUUCUAAAUCAGGCACCACAAACUGCUGGUAAACCUCCACCCAGAGUUAGUAGACCUCCACCUCCAGUACCUACCCGACAAGUGUUCAACGACCAGGAUAUCACAGCUAGUGCUUCCGCAGACCUACAAAGUGACCAAGCACAAUUAAACGACAUUCAGAGCAAUUCUGAAAAUCAGGCAGAUUCUCCACAAAUUCCUUCUUUUAGCCCUCCAGAGCUCCCAUCCUUUGAGAACACUCAUGAACAGUUUACAUCAUCUAUGGGUUCCCUUCCCGACCCAAUCACAGGAGGACCCCCUUCUGAAUCCCCACCUCCUUUACCAUUCGAUGGACCCCCUUCAGAACCUCCACCUCCUCUUCCUACAAAAGGUCCCCCCUUGGAGCCCCCACCAUCUCUACCAUCUAAUGGUCCCCCAUCUGAGCCCCCACCCCCUCCACCAAUCGAUGAAGAUGACCAGUUUGCAGAAUUCAAAGCCAAUUUUAAUCAUUUUCAAAAUUCAUCACCACCUCCUGAAAGUUUACCUUCCGAUCCCCCUCUUACUGCCCCACCCCCUAUUCCCAAGGGACCUUCUUCCAAUGGACAAGCACCUAGAAGAGAUCUUCCUCCUGUUCCUACAAGGGGGCCAGCCACAGGGCACCCUCCUAUUCCAAAAAGACCAAUGAAUUUACCCCCUGUGCCACCAAGGUCUUGAAAUAAUCAAUGAUCAUGUAAUAAUUCUGCUUCUAAAUAACUUGGCUUUGAUAAAUAUCAGCAGUAAUAAGAAAUCAGUCUUUUUGUUUUAUUUGUGUAGGCAUGUUAAUAAUGCAAUCCUAGAGGUUUGUUAUUGGUGUGUUCUUUGUUAUGUUUAUAACGUUACAUUUUUAUUGUGGUAGAACCACACCUAGACUGUGAUAAUACUGGACUCGGGCAUGGUUUAUUGGAUUGAUACCUCUUUUUUGUUCCAACUGCUUGUUUGGAUUAACUCAAGUCAUUCAAUACCACGUCAUUAUUUUGAAUGCAAUGCUUCCACAUAAUAUCUGAAAGUAUUGACUAGUCAUAUUUAUGAUUUAUGAAGUAAAUUAUCAGGAUCUCUAAAAACUCAGAUAACUUUAUAUACAUGUACAUGUAGGUAUAAAUAUGCAGUCAUGAUGCCACUACUUUUUUUAUAUGUACAUUUAUUUAUUAUUAACAGUGAUUAAGAUGCAGUGAGUUUUAGCUAACACAAAAUAAACAUGAAAAUGUGAUUUCAUUUUUCUCCCAGCAGAUUUCAUUCCAAAUCCUACAUUCCUUCUCUCUUAUCCGUAGUCUUUGGUUGUGUCACAAGUAUAUAAAUUUGUCAGUUUUUUUUUUAGAGCAAUUGACACAUGUACCAUAUCAUUUAAUUUCAGUUUUGAUAUCAUUUGUCAUUCCAAAAGAUUUGUUAAAAUAGUAAUUAUUUGUGUUUGUCAGAAUACUGGCUUGCAAGUUAAUCAGUUAUCCAUGUUUUUGCAACUUACAACAAUACUGUGUUAUACAUGUACAUGCAUGUCCAAUGGUAGACCAAAUAUUUUUUAUUAUUAUUUUGCUGGCUAAGAAUUUACUCUGACAUAAUAUGUAAUUGUGUGCAAUAUAAAAAAAGCUUUGACCUUAAAAUUACUUAAGUGUAUUGUCCUACUUUAAAAGAAAACUUAUUUUCUCUGUGCUGUAUUCUCUUAAGAUUUUAGUACAUAUCACCUGUGUUAAAUUACUUGUGAAAACUAUCACAGUACAUGUGUACUAGUAAAGAAUUAGAACCAUUCAUUUGCUGAUUGUCUAGAUCUUUUCUUUGUUUUAACUGAUACUACUCUGCAUGUACGAGUUCAAGGAUAGUAUUUUCUGUGAUAGUGUAAAGGUGAAGUGCUAGUUACCAACAGUAACAUAGUGAUAUAUGUAACAGUAAUAAAAUGCUAUUUGAAUCAAAGAAA
This is a messenger RNA of Saccostrea echinata, 5994 nucleotides long. RefSeq names its product synaptojanin-1-like. NCBI's taxonomy places the organism in Eukaryota, Metazoa, Mollusca, Bivalvia, Ostreida, Ostreidae. Bases 9 to 4763 code for a protein of 1584 amino acids. Gene Ontology annotation, molecular function: phosphatidylinositol-4,5-bisphosphate 5-phosphatase activity; nucleic acid binding. Gene Ontology annotation, biological process: synaptic vesicle endocytosis; phosphatidylinositol dephosphorylation. The transcript is spliced from 27 exons. The record is from RefSeq and is a predicted model, not a curated record.